This is a messenger RNA of Radiomyces spectabilis, 673 nucleotides long. RefSeq names its product 40S ribosomal protein S16. Lineage: Eukaryota; Fungi; Mucoromycota; Mucoromycetes; Mucorales; Radiomycetaceae. Gene Ontology annotation, molecular function: structural constituent of ribosome; RNA binding. Gene Ontology annotation, biological process: translation; maturation of SSU-rRNA from tricistronic rRNA transcript (SSU-rRNA, 5.8S rRNA, LSU-rRNA). Gene Ontology annotation, cellular component: cytosolic small ribosomal subunit; ribosome. The transcript has 3 exons. Bases 118 to 540 code for a protein of 140 amino acids. The record is from RefSeq and is a predicted model, not a curated record.
CUUAUUCGUUGGCUGGGCGACCUCUGGCAUCUGGACCGCGGAGUUGAGCCCGGAAAAGCACACUCAAGGUCGGCACACUGUAACACCUUCCUUUUCUCCAGAGCACCAAAGUCCAUCAUGGAAGCUGUUCAAACUUUUGGCCGCAAGAAAACCGCCACUGCUGUUGCCCACUGCAAGAAGGGUCGUGGCCUUAUCCGUGUCAACGGUUCUCCUCUUGAACUCCUCGAACCCGAGAUUUUGAAGUUCAAGGUCUACGAAGUUGUCCUUCUCCUUGGUGAAGAACGUUUCGCUAACAUCGACAUUCGUCUCCGUGUCCAAGGUGGUGGUCACACUUCCCAAGUCUACGCCAUUCGUCAGGCUCUUGCCAAGGCCGUCGUCGCUUUCUACCAAAAGUUCGUUGACGAAGCCGCCAAGAAGGAGAUCAAGGAGAUCCUUGUCCAGUACGAUCGUACUCUCCUUGUUGCCGAUCCCCGUCGUUGCGAGCCCAAGAAGUUUGCUGGUCCUGGUGCCCGUGCUCGUUACCAGAAGUCUUACCGUUAAACCUAUUCUUGGCAACCACACACUUUUGGAAGCAUUUUCUUUCUUCCUGUUGUCGUGGAUACGUUUUUCCUUUAGAAGUGAUAUUCUUCAUUCAUAAAGAAUCAAAACAUGAGUCUUUUUUCAUGUCACAUAA